This is a messenger RNA of Amaranthus tricolor (Joseph's coat), 1257 nucleotides long. RefSeq names its product probable carboxylesterase 2. The transcript has a single exon. The coding region runs from base 157 to 1140 and encodes 327 amino acids. Gene Ontology annotation, molecular function: hydrolase activity. Lineage: Eukaryota; Viridiplantae; Streptophyta; Magnoliopsida; Caryophyllales; Amaranthaceae. The record is from RefSeq and is a predicted model, not a curated record.
UUAAAAUCAACAUUCUCAGGUUCUCCCAUACUAGCACAGUUAUACGUUCAUAUAGAGUACAUUCAUACAAUCCUAUACAAGUAUAUUUUUAAAGUAGCACCCAAUUUAUCAUACAUCUUCUCUGAAUAAUCAUUCAUUUUCUCUAUUUUCCUAAUAAUGAAUCCAAAUUCUAAGAACAAAGCUGAUGAAAUAAUCCUAGAUCUUUCACCAGCAAUUCGCCUAUACAAAAGCGGCUACGUAGAACGACUACCAAUUCUAGAUCCACCUCCAGUCUCUCCAGGAUUCCAUCCCCAAACAGGCGUAAAUUCCAAAGACAUCAAAAUCUCCAUCAAUACAAACCUCAAAAUUCGAAUCUACAACCCUAAAAACCCACAAAUACUCAAUAAUCAACCCAAAUUACCACUCAUAUUAUACUUCCAUGGCGGCGGAUUUCUUCUAGAAAGCACGUUUUCAGCCAAAUAUCACAAUUACCUCAAUCGAUUAGCUUCGGAAGCCCGAUCAAUAAUUGUUUCAGUUGAGUACAGACGAGCACCAGAACACCGACUUCCUGCCGCUUAUAAUGAUUGUUGGGAUGCGUUAAAUUGGGCGAUCACUACAAACGAACCAUGGAUUAGAGAUUUUGUAGAUUAUUCUAGAAUAUUCUUGAUGGGAGAUAGUGCAGGAGGGAAUAUCGCUCAUCAAACAGCUAUUCGAAUCGGGAUUCACAAAAUGAGGUAUGAAAUUGACGGUAUUAUUUUGGUUCAUCCCUAUUUUUGGGGAAAAGAUCGGAUAGGUGAUGAGAAAAAUAAACGAAAUUAUUUUUCGAUUCGAGAUUUGCCGUAUAAAGUAUGGCAAUUUGCUAGACCAGGGAUUGAGAUUGGGGUGGAUCAUAAAUGGAUUAACCCAGAAAAUGAACCGAAUUUGGGGAGAUUAGGGUGUAAGCGAGUAUUGAUUUGUGUGGCGGAGGAGGAUGUAUUUCGAGAUAGAGGAUUGUAUUAUAAGAAGGUUCUAGAAGAAAGUGGAUGGGAAGGGGAUGUGGAGGUUUUUGAGUCUAAAGGAGAAGAUCAUGUUUAUUAUUUGAUGGAACCUUCUUCUUCUAAUUCUCUUGAGCUCAUGGCUAGAGUUGUUGCUUUUAUUAAUCCUUCAUUGUCUAAACUCUGAAUAUUUUGUAAAAUCCCAAAUAUUUGUAUCUAAAUAUUGUACUCUUGUUCUUUUUGUUUAGAAUAUUUUAUUUUGUAAAAUCUCAAAUAUAUAGAUGGUAAAAUGCAUUUAACGUGA